GUUGCCUGCCACCAUCCCUGUGCAGUAGUGGCUGUUCUGUUGUGUCUACGCUGGUGAAUUUUACUCCCACAUUUCUACCUAGUUCAUCAGUCACAAAGGAAUAUGCCCAAGAAUAAAGGAAAGGGAGGAAAGAACAGGAGGCGUGGUAAGAAUGAGAAUGAAGCAGAGAAGCGAGAAUUGAUCUUCAAAGAGGAAGGGCAGGAAUAUGCUCAGGUUACAAAAAUGCUUGGGAAUGGAAGAUUGGAGGCUCUCUGUUUCACAGAUGGCAUGAAACGACUAUGUCAUAUUCGAGGAAAACUCCGUAAAAAAGUAUGGAUCAACCAAGGAGACAUUAUUCUUCUUGGAUUACGUGACUACCAAGACAAAAAAGCUGAUGUGAUCCUUAAAUACAAUGCAGAUGAAGCCCGAAAUUUGAAAUCUUAUGGCGAGAUCCCAGAAUCAGUUAAGGUGAAUGAAAAUGCAACAUUCGUAGAAGAUGGCAUGGAUGACGAUAUUGAGUUUGAUGACUAUUCUGAGGAGGAGGAGGAUGUAGUGGCUGAUAUUGAUGCGAUAUGAAGAUGCUGGAAGCCUUGUAUGAGUCUCACGGGUGUAUCUGGUAGGUUAUGGUGAAAGAAAUGCCGUGUAAGUUUGAUGCUAAAUUUCAUCAUUAGGCGAAUAAUGGGACUUUAAUUAUUUAUUGGAGCCAUACCCCUAUAUCAACAGAUAGUUACCAGUUAUUUACAAAGUAGAGGAAUAUAUUGUCAUAAUUGGUUAUUUUUACUGGGAAGAAACAUAGUCCAUCCCCAGAUCACUUAUUUUUAUUUUUUCAAGAAUAAUUUUAUUGGAUAACAACAUUUUGUACAGUAAUCAUAUCAUGUUAAUAUAACAAGCUUUUAAUGUAUGCUUUUGAGGUUCAUUUAAGAUCCACAUCCUCACUAUAUUUUAAUUAUUAGAUUUGUUAUAAAAGUUUGUCAUUAUAAUCAAGCUCUGUUUCUCUUAGUUUACUCUUUUCUACUUUGUCACAUGGAAAAAAUUAAGCAUUUAUUUGAUAUUUUAUAUAAAGCCUCAUAUCCA
Homarus americanus (American lobster) is the source of this 1053-nucleotide messenger RNA. RefSeq names its product eukaryotic translation initiation factor 1A, Y-chromosomal-like (gene eIF1A). The coding region runs from base 103 to 555 and encodes 150 amino acids. Gene Ontology annotation, cellular component: cytoplasm. Gene Ontology annotation, molecular function: translation initiation factor activity; RNA binding. The record is from RefSeq and is a predicted model, not a curated record. Lineage: Eukaryota; Metazoa; Arthropoda; Malacostraca; Decapoda; Nephropidae. The transcript has 6 exons. Gene Ontology annotation, biological process: translational initiation.